AUGCCACCACCGCCCGUGAUCGUUGUAAACAUGCCAGCAACAGACACACCCGUGCCCGUCCCCAUGCCCUUCCCCUCCACCUCCUACCCCUUCCAACAACAACGCACUACCUCCUCUAGGUCUUCUUCUCAAGACCAUGGGAAUCCACGCAGACGACGUACCUCGGACUCGGGCUCGUCUUCUUCUGAUAUGACGCAGGGGUAUUCCAGGCCACAAUAUGGCUCUGCGAGCAGGAUCGUUGUGUCUGACGGGAGUCGGCACCAGCAGCAGCAGGAGGAGAUGCGGAAGCGGGAGGAGGAGAUCUUGAGGAGGCGCACAGAAGCGAAACGGCUGCAGGAGCAGGAGGCGAUCGCUCGGAGGCAGCGUGAAGCGGAGAAGGCGGCUAGAGCUGCGAGGCAGGGACUUGCAGGCCCUAGCCCUGGGGGGCAGGCUGCGUUCCCUGGGCAAACGGCUCCAUCAUCAUCGGUGUAUGACUCACCACAGUCAAUUCUUUCUCCACUGAUGCUUCUUCCCUCGACGAUCAAUUAUUCUCACCAGCAGCAACAGGCUCCUACUUCCUCAACAGUCAACUAUCCCCAGCAGCGGCAACAACUGAAGCAACCAUCAUCUACUAGAAACUAUCCCGAACAACAGCAUACGGAUGGGAUCGAUAACGAACGCACACCUGAUGUCCCUACAUUGCCCCCAGUACCGUUACCGCACUCUGCUGGUCCCCAUCCUCGACGCGGAGGUGCUUCUCAUUCAGCUCCGGAGUCAGCUCGAUAUCAUAAUCAUCCUUCAGCAUAUAGUCCUCGUGAUCGCCUUUAUAAUGAUGAUGGGCCUGAGGAGGAGUACAUAGACGAGCUUGGGCUUUCUGGAGACAACUCUGUUCGACAUAGUCCUAUAAGAUUACCGUCGUGGUCUAGGGAAGAGGAUCAUGAGACUGACAAGGAGGAGGAGGAGAGGAAGGGGCGGGAAGAGGAAGAGACGGGGAAGAGGAAGGAGGAUGGGUCGAAGAGAAAGGAGGCGGAAGACACGAGACAUGGUUUCCAAGACUGGGAUGCAAGUGGUUCGUAUUCUGAAGAAAGAAAUUCUUUGCUUUCCUCAAGUAUUCUGGGCUUCACUUUUGCGGAUUGCUUCGGCCACAUUUACCGCGACAGCCUAACGACGACCAAGUCCAUAUCUGUUGCUCUUCUGCCACCCCCAGAUGACUCCGUCCCUCACUCCGAAAGCAUUCAAGAGCGUCUAUGUCGACUUGAUGAGAUGGACCUGUCCGGGUCCCGCAUAUUGCUUCUCGAGAAGAUUCAUCAAGAAAUGUGGGCCGAGUUGCCAACCAUCGGGACAAUCAAGUGGGAUGACCUCCCGUGGCCAGUAUUUGUCCGGACGACUUGCCCAGAGGAUUUGAUGUUACACCGAAUCGUUUCAUAUUUGUUACAGAUUUCAAGCGGAAUUGAUAUCAAAGAAGCGCUCGUGGAUUCUAGGCGGCUGCAGUGGGCUCAACAACGUCUUCGGAUUCUUCUCAGACACUGGGGACAACCUGGUUUGCAAAAGAAAGUUGAAAACUCUGCAGACAAGACUAUAGUACAAGGUGUAAACGUUGUUACGAAUCAUCUUGAAAUUGUUCUCGAUUUUGUGAACAUGCAUCAAAUCGAUGAAAAGCGACCUACACAUCUGACUACAAUCAUUUCACAAACGUUUCUCAAACACGUUGGUGGAAAUCUGGCUCGGAUUCUUACAAACACAUCGGACAACUCUGGUUAUAAGUCUCUGCUCAGGUUGAAGGGCAAUAGCGCUCAGAAGAUGCUGAAUUUUUUGCAAACACUCCUUGAUUGUUCGGAGCUAGUUUCUUUGCCGAGGAACGAUAUUUUAGGAGCCCUUCUGCGCCUCUCAAAAUUAUCAAAGUUGUAUCCCGAAUGCCUGACUGUAACGGAUCUUGAACGGGACAACUACAUGGUGGACUCGGGUCACUUUGGCGAGAUCUAUAAAGGUCGUUCCCGCAACCAGGCCAUUUGCCUGAAAAUUAUUAAAAUAAAUGGGAAGACGCAAAUUAAGCAUCUGCUGAAAGCUGUUUUUAAAGAGGCCCUACUUUGGGGACAUUUGUCGCAUCCAAAUAUCCUCCCUUUCUAUGGAAUUCAUCAUCUAGAAGAUGCGCAUGGAAGAAUCUCCUUCGUAUCUCCAUGGAUGGAAAAUGGAAAUAUAACUGAAUAUCUCAGGAGGCAUCCCCACGCGAACCGUCUACUUUUGAUAUGGGAUAUCAUACUAGGGGUUCAAUUCCUCCAUGAGAAUCAAGUCAUACACGGGGAUCUCAAAGGCCUGAAUGUACUUGUGAAUCGUAGUGGACGCGGUUGUCUCGCUGACUUUGGAUUGGCCAACCUUGCUGAUGAAGAUAUCCUCCGUUGGACUUCAAUUCAGACUACCGGACAUCAGAGCAAUGGGACAUUACGAUGGCAGGCACCAGAGUUGAUUGACCCACCUUCUGAGGAAUCGGCCAAGGCGACGCCAGCCAGUGAUAUUUAUUCUUUCGCAUGCGUCUGCUAUGAGAUUUAUACGGGACAUAUUCCUUUCCAUAGGAUCACCCGCGACAUUACGGUCAUGAAGAAAGUGAUUGAUGGUUCUCGGCCACCUCGUCCAGCCGGCACAACCUUCUUGUCUGAUGAAAUUUGGAAGGUGAUCGAAAUGUGUUGGAAUCAACAGCCUCAAGGCCGUCCCAGUGCAAAUUCGGUCAUAGAACAACUUCCUCUUGCAGGCAUCGUGGAUGAUAGGCCAAGUGGUGAUGACCACCUGGCUCCCUCCGACUUUCGCGCCGCUGGCCCCGGAAGCUUGGGUGUGGUGUUCGAUCUGGCAGCAAUUGAUGUUAUCCUCUCUUCUGUUCUCAGGUCUACUCGGAAAAUGAAGCUGAACCACAUGCCACCAUAUAUAUAA
Laccaria bicolor S238N-H82 is the source of this 2901-nucleotide messenger RNA. RefSeq lists its product as uncharacterized. Gene Ontology annotation, molecular function: ATP binding; protein kinase activity. Bases 1 to 2901 code for a protein of 966 amino acids. Gene Ontology annotation, biological process: protein phosphorylation. NCBI's taxonomy places the organism in Eukaryota, Fungi, Basidiomycota, Agaricomycetes, Agaricales, Hydnangiaceae. The record is from RefSeq and is a predicted model, not a curated record. The transcript is spliced from 6 exons.